Messenger RNA from Thunnus maccoyii (southern bluefin tuna), 4002 nucleotides. RefSeq lists its product as uncharacterized. The transcript has a single exon. Lineage: Eukaryota; Metazoa; Chordata; Actinopteri; Scombriformes; Scombridae. The record is from RefSeq and is a predicted model, not a curated record. The coding region runs from base 1 to 3444 and encodes 1147 amino acids.
AUGGACCUCGAACUGCUCCUCAACGCUUCGGACGAGGACUCGUUCGAAGUCCCGGAGUCCCCCGGUGUCCGAUCUUUCCGGCAGCCUCGCCUGCGCUCCUCGGUUUCCCUCAUCCCGGCCUCUCGGCCCUCAUCCUCCGUCGACGACGGUAUCGUCGAGCCCUCGAUCCCCAGCGGCUCCAGGGGAAGGUCCCGUACUCGGCGUCCGAAGGAAGCUACUUAUUCCCGACGCUCACUCCAGCCUCGCUCGAGAUCCCGGAGCCCGCCCAAGAGGAGCAGCCACCGCGCGCAGCGCUCUCCUCGCCACCGGUGUACGGACCGCUCCUCGGCCCCAAACAUGUCCGAGUGGACCGUCGCUCGCUUAAAGCAUUUCCUCAGCCAAAAUAACAUUCCCUUCCACCGCACCGACAACAAGGCAAGACUGUUUCAAUUAUACACAAGCUCCCUGCAGGACAGCACUCUCUCCCGUCCAUCUUCCCACGAUCUUCCGGGUUCCCGACGUCGCGCGCGCGACGACGUCCGUGACGUCACGGCACGUCGCUCCGCCACACGCACACCUUCCUCCUCAGCAACCUCAGCCUCCCCAGUACAGUCUGCUUGUAACCCUAUGCAGGCUCUCUCUGCUCCACAGCCAUUUCCUCCUCCUACUUUCUCUUCAGCCGCACUCACAUCCCAUGCAUAUACAUUCCAUCACCCCAGCAUCCCUUCCUCCUCUCUGGCUCCUAUCUCAGCUGCUCCUCCACCCGCACCAACCACGGCAGCCGCUCAGACAGCACAAACAGCAGCGGGCCCCAGCAGUUCCACGAGUUACACCCAACCUGUUCCUCCCCUUUCUUCUUUUCACCCUCCCUGUCUCCUCCCCUACCCCCCGGCUCCCCACGACCCGCACUCUAGCAUUACCCGUACUACAGCACCUACACCUCCUUAUCCUACAGCCUUACACACGGCCAGCCUCGGCCUUUUCCUGGCUCCCACACCUCCAUCCAGCAGCUACACCCUGGCCACCGCCCAGCCACCAGUGCGCCCCCUAGCAUCCGCCCGGCCCUCCCCCGUGUCUCCCACCCUCAGGCAGCAGAUCCUAACCGGUAAUUACAUUGAUCUCGCUCAACUCAUUCACCCUACAUCAAUUAAUCCUCACAUCCCCAGGGAACUGCUCACCUCAUUCAGCCCCUCGGAACUUAAACAGCCACUUCCUGCUCGCUCCAAGGACCUCACAGUCGCCGAGUUCGCUUUUGCGUUCUCAUUGUAUAGAGACAUAAUUUGUUCAGCCUUCCCCGACCGCAGGUCCGAGCUCGAUGAUUACUUGUCAUUAAUUCUCGACCUGGCCUUGCGUUUCGGCGGCAACGGUUUCUAUACCUAUCAUAUCCUCUUCGCCUCCCAAGCCGCCGGUCGCCUCCAACAGUUCAACCAGGGCACGUACUGGGGAACAUUGGACCACGAGCUAUACUGCCAAGUUUUCGCAGCUCGCGCUUCUCUGCACUGCGAAACGUGCGGCGCCCCUUCCCAUCCCGCCGCAGCAUGCACCCUCUCCGCCCCCCUGCCCCGCGCCUCGGUAACAGACAAGCGAAGCCCAGCCAUGCCACACUACUUGCCAUCGGUGGCUCCCCCACCAUCCAUCACCCCCAAACCUGCCUUAGAUCACCCGUCCAUCCUCGGCCCCCUCCCCAAAGGCACGGACAGGAGAGGGAGACCUGUCCUCUACCAGGGAGGACGGAUGAUCUGCAAUAACUUCAACGACCUCAGUUGCAGCUCCUCCAGCUGCAAAUUCCUCCACACUUGUUCAUUCUGCGGGGGAGCCCACGCCAGAGCCGCAUGCCCACACAACCCGACAAAGCAACAGCUGUGUAAGCAUCUCAAUACCCCCGUUAACAUCAACGCCCUAGCCACCACCCUACAAAACCAUCCAGACACCCAGUUCGUCAACUUCCUCAUUCAGGGCUUCACUUACGGUUUCCAUCCGGGUCUGCAGGCCACGCCUGAGUCCACUCACAUAUGCAACAACUUGCAAUCAGCCCUGUCUGAACCCACCACAGUUGACAGACUACUGCAAAAAGAAGUUGAUGACACCUUCAUGAUUGGCCCUUUCUCCAGCCCCCCUUUCCCGUCUUUCAGAGUCAGCCCAAUCGGAGUGGCAACCAGGAGGUACUCUGGGAAAAAGAGGCUCAUCAUCGACCUCUCGUCCCCCCACGGUUCCACUGUUCCAAGCAUUAACAGCCUGAUUCCCAGCCUGGACUUUUCCAUGCAAUACGCCACCAUAGACCACGCCAUUUCCCUCAUCCGACUCGCGGGCCAGGGAGCAUGGUUGUCCAAGGCGGACAUCACAAGUGCUUUCAAAGUCCUCCCCAUCCACCCCGACUACUGGCACCUCUUCGGGGUCUCCUGGAAGGGCACAUACUAUUUUGCCGUGCGUCUAACCUUCGGCUGCAAGAGCAGCCCAAAAAUUUUCGACUCAUUGUCCGAAGCCCUCUGCUGGAUUCUUUCCAACAAUUAUAAACUCCCAUACGUCAUCCACCUACUUGACGACUUCCUCACGGUCACGCCACCGUCUUCGCCCCCGUCAUACGGUCUCACCACAAUGAUUUCCGCAUUCACUGAUCUCGGCGUUCCCCUGUCUCCAGAGAAAACAGAAGGCCCAAGCACAUCCUUGGAAUUCCUCGGCAUCACCCUCAACUCCAUUACACUCCAAGCAUCUCUGCCUACUGAGAAACUCCACCGCAUUUCUCUACUCAUUCAAAACUUUCUCAUGGCCAACACAUGCACCAAACGUCAAUUACUCUCUCUGCUGGGCCAUUUCAACUACACCACCCGCAUCAUCCCUCAGGGCCGAUCUUUCUUGUCACACCCUCUCUCCAUAGCCACCGCCGUCCCAUCCAUCCACGACCACGUCACGCUAGACAGCGCGUGCAAGAUGGAACUAAAAAUGUGGCACCAGUUCCUCUCUUCCUGGAAGGGCAUCUCCUUCUUUUACGACGUCCACGUUACAGACGCCAAUGACAUCCAGCUAUACACCGACGCCGCCCCUUCAGUCGGCUUCGGUGGUAACUACGGCGGCAGACGGUUCUCUGCCGAAUGGCCACCCGACUUCUCUUCCCUGGCCCCUUCCUCCACCAUUUCAGAAAUGUACCCGAUUGUCAUCGCUGCCAUUCUUUGGGGGCAUGAAUGGUCCAAAAAGACCAUCGCCAUCCACUCUGACAACAGCGCCGUCGUCGACAUCCUCAACAAAGGCCGGUCACACAAUCUGGACAUCAUGCAGUUCGUGCGCAAGCUCACGUUGGUUUCAGCCCAGCACCAGUUCAUCAUCCGAGCACUCCACAUUCCAGGCCACAAAAACGCAAUCGCCGAUUCACUCUCUCGUUUCAUGUUUCAGAAAUUCAGACAACUAGCUCCAGCCUCCAACCCUCUUCCAACUCCAGUCCCACCGUUUUCAGCCACAAUCUACAACUGAACCCGCAACUGGAACAACUGGUCACCACUUCACGGGACAACAUCAUCAACAGCGUCACCCCUCGAACACUAUCUCCAUACUUCACCGGCUGGAAUUCCUUUAAAACCUUUCACGUCUCCCACGGACUCCCAUUCCCUUCACCGGACAUUCUUACCCUCUCCUGCUUCAUUACAUUCUCCCACACUCAACUCAAGAUCAAGUCUUCCACCAUACAGACCUACCUCAGCGGAAUCAAUUUCCCGGAUUCCCGGAGCACCAUGCCCAGCCUCGUCCCACUCUCAUACCUACAUCCAUCACGACCCGGAUAACAUUAAGAAAUCCCAUUCUCGCCUCUCUGGUUGAAGUCUCUUUGGGGGCCUCGUACAGAUGCCAGAUCAUCGAGACAGCACCCCCACCCUGAGUCUCAACCCCUGUUCCCACUUACCUCCCCGACGUCGACGCAUCUCCUCCUUUCAUCUAUCACUCUCCUAUCCACUCCCUCCUUCCCCUCUUUCCCGCCUGCUCUUCUUUCUCCCCAUCCCUCGACCCUCAUCCCUUCGACCCCUACCCCCUCAUCCC